Salvelinus namaycush (lake trout) is the source of this 2157-nucleotide messenger RNA. Its product is annotated as zinc finger protein 501-like. NCBI's taxonomy places the organism in Eukaryota, Metazoa, Chordata, Actinopteri, Salmoniformes, Salmonidae. The record is from RefSeq and is a predicted model, not a curated record. The transcript is spliced from 2 exons. Bases 67 to 1410 code for a protein of 447 amino acids.
CGUUGUUGAAGCGUCGUAUUAACCGAAUCACAAAAAUAGAACAAGUAGACGGACAUUUCAACCAAAAUGUCAAAAUUACAGUUGUUGCAAGCGUUUCUCUCUGAUCGAUUAACAACAGUGGCUGUAGAGAUAUCCGUGGUAGUGGAAAAUGCGUUUGCAGAGUACCAGGAUGAGAUGUCACGUUCAAAGGAGGAGAAUCAACGCCUGCAGAGGCUGCUGGAUUCGGUUUUUAAUCCCGAUCUGAAAUUACAUAAAGCAGACCCCCUGCAGCUCACUCUCACCGUCUCUGAAGACGAGGUUCCCUCUGACCAGCAGCACUCGGAGCAGGUUUGGAGUGAUCAAGAGGACACAGAGUUCUUCAUUCCCUGUGUGGAAAGUGACAGUGACCAGGGCUCACACCUUUACCAAACUGGGAAGAACAGCAAGAGGGACUCCCUAUCCACAAUUGUAGCAGAACAGAUACAAACAAAACCUGAUGGAGAGGAUGACGGAAUAUCCGAAUCAACCAGUUAUGCUCCCCUCACACAGUUAAAGCCUCUAAAAAUCAAGAGAACACGGUUAAAGAAAGGACAAAGCUCUUACAUCUGCGCUGAGGUCAAGACAACCAGUGAGCUGAUAGAGCCACUGAGGGAUCACACGGGGAAGAGGUCCUACAGUUGUACUGAAUGCACAGCAACCUAUGACAGACCGUGUCAUUUGAAAACACACAAGAGAACUCACACCGGUGAGAAACCAUUUGAGUGCAAAGACUGUGGUAAAUGCUUCAACCGCAAGUAUUGCCUGCACGUGCAUAUGUUAACACACACACGGGAGAAACCGUACUGCUGCCAUUAUUGUGGCAAAUGCUUCGCUCUAAACACAAGGCUAAUAGAUCAUCUGAGGAUACACACAGGGGAGAAACCGUACAAGUGCCCUUUCUGUGCCAGAUGCUUUACAUUUCUAUCUCACUUAAGUCGUCACAAGAAGCUCCAUACAGGAGAGAGGCCAUUUCAAUGCAAUGUAUGUGGGAAAUGCUACACACGGAAGGAGCACCUGACAGACCAUAUGAGAUCCCACACUGGAACAAAACCAUACAGCUGUAAGCAAUGUGGAAAAUGCUACAAACUGCAGGGAAACCUGAGAUCGCAUAUGGCGAGUCACACAGGGGGGAAAUCAUGCAAGUGCCCUGUGUGUGGACUAGGUGUUAUAAAUCUUAAUCGCCACAUGCAAGUUCAUGCAGGAGAGAAACCGCAUCAAUGCCAAGAUUGUGGGAAGUGCUUUAACCGAAAGGAAAAACUGACAGAGCACUUAAGGACUCACACAGGAGAGAAACCGUAUCGAUGUCAUGAUUGUGGUGAAUGCUUUAGGCUCAAUGUAACCCUGAAGAAACACAUGAUGACGCACACUGCUGCGGCAAGUACUUCUCCAUGAAAGAAGAUAUGGGAACUUAAGAGGACACACACAGGGACAAAUCUGUUCACUGCUCAGUGCAUUGCAUGUUUCAGCAAUAUUGUUCAGAUUGAAUUUGAACAAUGUUUCAGUCAGAAGGGUACAAAAGCUGAAAAACAUACGCACAUCCAGUCAGAAGGGUACCUUGAACUGUGACGUGGUUUUAAACAGGACAGAAACUGUAUAGGUGCAAUGAUUCUGGUCAAUGCCCAAAUCAAAAGACAUGCUUGGGGGGAAAAAUGGAAAAAACAUUUACUGUGCAUUUUUGAUGCAUUUGAAGAACACAACACCACAGUAUGUGAAAAAAGAUCAAUCUUGAAAGAGGUUUGUGAGGUGCAAAUUAACAGUAUAUGUCGAAAAUAAAGAUUUGACCUCGUAGCUAUUAUGAUUUUAAAUUAUUUACAGUGACAAAAAUAUAAACGCAACAUAUUUCAUGAGCUGGAAAAAAAGAGCCCCGAAUUUUUCCAUACACACAAAGCUUAUUUCUCUCAAAUGUUGUGCACAAAUUUGUUUACAUCCCUGUUAGUGAGCAUUUCUCCUUUGCCUAGGUAGUCCCUCCACUUGAUAGGUGUGGCAUAUCAAGAAGCUUAUUAAACAGGAUGAUCAUUACCUAUGUGCAGCUUGUGCUGGGAACAAAAGGCCACACUAAAAUGUGCAGUUUUGUCACACAACACAAUGCCACAGAUGUCUCAAGUUUUGAGGGAGCGUGCAAUUGGCAUUCUGACUGCA